ACAUUCUGUUUACGUUGGGAGGCGUAAUGGCGACCGGAAAGUGAGGUUGCCGUGCAUUGACGAUGAGAGAUUGCUCGGACGAACAGCAGAUUGAGACGGCGGGGGCGUCAGCGAGUGGUCGAGGUUUCGGACGCUGCAGCUGGUGGAUCCUCACUGUGGUAGCGUUCGUCAUCGGUGCUGCUGGGCUCAUCUCGAUCUCCAUCCUCUACACCCGCGGCAAGAUCGACUACGACUACGGGAUCGUGAUCGAUGCCGGGUCGACGCACACGAAGCUGUUCGUCUACAAGUGGGACCCACACAAGAGCAGCGGCACGGCCAUUGUGCGUGAAAGCGGCCAGAAGAAUAAUAAAAACGGCAUCGCGUCGUACGAACACAACCCUGAGGUGGCAGGUCAGGUAGUUACCGAUCUGCUCAGCCAUGCCGAGAGCAUUGUCGCAGAAGAUCACCGGAACUCCACGCCUCUCUACCUGGGAGCUACCGGAGGCAUGCGGCUGCUAGAGAUAGCGAACCCACAGGCUACUGCUGCCAUAUUACAGUCUGUUGAAAAAGUGAUGCAGAAUUCAUUGUUCCGCUAUCAGUCGAGAGAUUAUUACUGGCGAGCAGGAGGGACCUGCUCCUGGAUAACUGUCACUCCCUCGACGGAAAAUCUAAAUAAGGUUCAGCUGGAAGGUAAUCAGAGUUGGACGAAGGGAGCGCUGGACAUGGGCGGAGCGUCGGCACAAAUCACGUUCGAGCCGGCGGCCAACGAAAGCUGGCCAUCCAAAUACGAGGCCCGCAUGAAACUGUACGGCAUCGAAUACCAGGUGUACACACGCAGCUUUCUUUGCUAUGGCAAGAUGGAGGCAGAGAGACGCUUCAAGGCAUUACUUGUGCAGAGUGCGAAUUACUCGAGCACGGUCGAGAACCCAUGCGCUCCCAAGGACAACGUGACGAAGAGCAAACACGACGAGUUGUUCAAAGCUCCGUGCGUGACGGGACCCGAGGCGCAGUACGCGUGGGGCGCCGUCGUCCCCUCACCGCCCUCAGACCAGCAGAACGUGACGUACACGUUUGAAGGCACGAGCGAUGUGAAUGCUUGCUACGUGCAAGUUCUGAACAUGACCAGCAACUGCUCUGACUGCCCGUUCGAGAAUCCUAGUUUACAACCCCCACUGAACGGAGAAUUCAUGGCCUUUUCAAGUUACUACUAUGUCAUGGAGUUUUUUAACGUGACUUCAAAUAGUUCAGGACACGUAGCACUAUCCAAUUUCACAGAAGCUAUGAACAGCUAUUGCAACAAAUCAUGGGACGAGGUGAGCGAGAUUCCGGUGCCGGCAUCACAGAGGGCGUUUCUGACGACCUACUGCUUCGACGCGCAGUACAUGAGCAUGGUGCUGCAGCGCGGAUUCAACUUUACUGGCGCCACCUGGGAUUCACUCCGAUUUGUCAAGGAUUUAGAGGAGUCGGAGGUCGGCUGGACGCUUGGCUUCAUGGUGAACGCUACGACGUUUAUGCCGGACGCUGAUGACACGCCGUCGACGAUCAGCGUUCCCGUCUUCAUCGUGCUGGUCGUGCUCUUCGCUCUCAGUCUCCUCGCUUCGCUCGCCUUCUGUGCUCACGCACACAGGGCUUCAUCUAUGACGCCUGAGCAGUAUGAGAGGAUGCCGUAGUACACGCCUGCAUGCACGCUCGCAUGGAUACAUGCACGCACACAUACGUGCAUGAAUGCACUCACACACACGCACUCAUACACGCAUGCACGAUGCAACACAUAAACAAGCACGAACGUGCAGAUGUAUGCACAUAUGUACAUGCACGCAUGCAGACACGCCCGCCCGCACAUGCACUCAUACACGCACGCUAGCACACACAAAUGCGCACAUGUGCGCAGACACGUGCGCACCGAACAUACACUGGCAUGCACCCACAUACACAUGCACGCAUGCAGCGCACACACAA
This is a messenger RNA of Priapulus caudatus, 1938 nucleotides long. RefSeq names its product ectonucleoside triphosphate diphosphohydrolase 2-like. Gene Ontology annotation, biological process: nucleoside diphosphate catabolic process. Gene Ontology annotation, molecular function: GDP phosphatase activity; UDP phosphatase activity. Gene Ontology annotation, cellular component: plasma membrane. The record is from RefSeq and is a predicted model, not a curated record. Lineage: Eukaryota; Metazoa; Priapulida; Priapulimorpha; Priapulimorphida; Priapulidae.